Lontra canadensis (Northern American river otter) is the source of this 896-nucleotide messenger RNA. Its product is annotated as small integral membrane protein 29. The record is from RefSeq and is a predicted model, not a curated record. NCBI's taxonomy places the organism in Eukaryota, Metazoa, Chordata, Mammalia, Carnivora, Mustelidae. The coding region runs from base 264 to 512 and encodes 82 amino acids. The transcript is spliced from 5 exons.
UGCAGCCCCCAAACCUCCCUUACCCGGCCUGAGCCGCCCAGCGUCGUGGGAACUAUACCUCCCACUCGCCCAUGCUGGUCCGCAUCCUGGGAGCGGCCAGACAUCCGCCCCACCUCGGCAGGUCCCUUCGACCGUGGGACGGCGUGCAUGCGACCGUGCAAGCUCGGUGCCCCCACGGACACCGGGACAGGGAGCCCAGUGGAGGCGCCCUCCCAAGGCCCCACUGCCCAUGCUGACGACCCAGCCCUCCGGCUGCCGAUGUCAUGAGUAACACUACAGUGCCCAAUGCCCCCCAGGCCAACAGCGACUCCAUGGUAAUGUAUGUCCAGAAGAAAAAGCGAGUGGACCGGCUUCGCCAUCACCUGCUCCCCAUGUACAGCUACGACCCUGCAGAGGAGCUGCAUGAGGCUGAGCAGGAGCUGCUCUCGGAUGUGGGGGACCCCAAGGUGGUACACGGCUGGCAGAGUGGCUACCAGCACAAGCGGAUGCCCCUGCUGGACGUCAAGACCUGACCUCACCCCCACCCCCCUGCUCUCCAGAACCAUGGCACUUGGGAGUGCUCUGGGGGCCUGCGGUGUCCUUCCCCACUUGCACUCACCCAGCUCCCCCUACUGGGAACUGGGUCUCCUCUACUCUCAUCCAUCCAGGCUGCACCUCGCUCCCCCUGCCCAGGCCUUCAAUCCUUGGUGGGCUGAGCCUUCCACCCAUUUCCCCCCACCAGGCUAAUCCAAGUUUUUCCUGCCCGGUUGGAAGGGUGGUUGGGAGACUUUUUUCCUAGGCCCCACCUUUCUCUUGAGCCCUCCCCAACCUGGCUUUGGAUUUGUUUCCAUGGUGACAGGGCCUAAUGUAUAGUAUUCAGUAUAUAUAUUUUGUAAAUAAACUGUUUUGUGGCUAGG